Molecule: messenger RNA, 2168 nt
Organism: Morone saxatilis (striped sea-bass)
Lineage: Eukaryota; Metazoa; Chordata; Actinopteri; Moronidae
Product: chemokine-like receptor 1
Exons: 2
Coding region: 63-1145 (360 amino acids)
Biological process (GO): inflammatory response; complement receptor mediated signaling pathway; phospholipase C-activating G protein-coupled receptor signaling pathway
Cellular component (GO): plasma membrane
Molecular function (GO): G protein-coupled receptor activity; complement receptor activity
Source: RefSeq, a predicted model, not a curated record
GAGAGAAUGAAAAAGGCAGAACGAAAUAGAGGAUCAGCUUAGACUCUUGGCACAGCAGAGAAAUGAGCACCGGUAACAUAUCCACUGCAGCUACAACAGCUGGGAUAGAUGUUUCCAAAAACAUCCAGUUAGCCUCCUUGGUCAUCUACUGUAUAAUAUCUGCGGUUGGGAUUCUGGGCAACGGUCUGGUCAUCUACGUGACAGGCUUCAGGAUGAAGAGAACCGUCAACUCAGUUUGGUUUCUCAACUUGGCCCUGGCUGACUUCCUCUUUACAACCUUCCUGAUUUUCACAAUCAUUUCUUACUCUCAGCAUUUCCACUGGCCUUUUGGACUUUUUGUGUGCAAGAUCAACACUUUAGUGACUGUGGUCAACAUGUUUGCCAGUAUCUUUCUUCUGACAGCCAUAAGUCUGGAUCGUUGCCUGGCAAUAUGCGUGGUGGUGUGGGCACAAAACAAGCGCACCGUUUGCAAAGCUCAGAUUAUAUGUGCAGUCAUCUGGGUUGCUGCUGUAGCCUGCAGCGCCCCUUUUGCCACUUUACGUGAAGUUCAUACGAGUGGUGACUCAAUUUACUGUAUUUAUUCUGAAUCCUUGACAUCUGAAAAAGAUUUGACUCUAAAAAUCUUUCGCUUUCUUAUGGGCUUUCUUCUCCCAUUCCUGGUAAUAUUUGUCUCGUAUGUGGCCAUAGGUGUUCGCGCAGGGCGCCUGCAGAGGAGCCGGAAAAAGAGACCUCGCAGAAUCAUUUUCUCUAUCGUUUUUGCAUUCUUUAUCUGCUGGUUUCCCUUCCAUGUUAUGCAGUUCAUAGAAUUUAAGGUUAAAAGUCACAACAAUUUUGUUAUGAUUGGAGCUCCUCUGACUGUGUGUCUGGCUUUUAUGAACAGCUGCCUGAACCCCAUUCUCUACGUUUUCAUGUGUGAUGAAUUCCAGAAGAAGCUCAAGCAAUCCAUAUGCUUCGUCCUGGAGAGUGCCCUGGCAGAGGACCACUUGUCAUUCAUGUCCUCUCGCUCCCUGUCCUCACACUUUUCCAAGUCUUCCCGAAAAUCUGACUCUGUUGCACCUUUGGAGAGGAAAGACACAUCCACUACCUUAACCUUCAUGGAAUGCAAAGCGGUCAUCACCGAUGAGAAUGAAGCAGUGUGCACUUAAUCAGACCUCCAUAACCACUUCCUUAAACUUCACAGAAAGCAAAGUGGUCAUCACUGAGGAGAGAGAGAGAGAGAAGAGAGAGAGGAGAGAGAGACACUGAGCACUGAUUGAAUCCAUACUUGUGAUAUAGUAUAUAAUAGUACAGUGAACUAAAAAUCACAUGUUCAAUUGAUUCAAAUAGUACUUACAUAUAUCCUUGGAAAAUAAGUAGAAUAUUAACUGUGUAUUUUUUUUAUGUUAAAGUGCCUACUCACUGACUAGUGUUUUUUACUUUCAAAUGGCUUUUAAGACAUCCCUGCUGGUACUUAUGUUGCACCUGUUAUGACUUGCAUAAUAGUUUGACGACGUCAGACAUCUUUCAAAGUGUUCUAGGUCUUAUCAGCCAGAAUAAAUGAAAACACCUGUGAGGGUGUGCUUCAGCUUCUUGUGUAAUCAUGAAUGUAAAACAUUUAAAGUCAAGACUUGCCUAGGAUUCAUUUUGAUAGAGAAAUUAGUUUUAUGUUGAUGUUUGUAAGCUUUUGAUGCCCAUUCAUUUACCCAUAGUUAUCAGCAUCUAUGACAGUCACACACAAGAAUUAACUUUUAUAACUGUGCAUUUUAAUACAGAGAAUAAAAACAUGUUGAUGAGCUGUUCUAUUUUUUCUAUGGGACAAACACAAGCACACACUUCUCCCUAGGUGGUGUUUUAUCUUCCACAAUCGACACCACAAUGGUAAAAUGUGUUUGCAAAAUGGAACAUACUUACUUAGUCAAACCACUCCAAUGACUGAAAGCACUCCACAAAUGAGUUUGCAAGAUGCAAAUAAGAAUGCAAAUACAACUUGGUUUUGGCAGUUAGUCAAAGCACAUUAUCUAUCUAACAAAACACUUUUUUAAAAAUACUUUAUCCUUUAAACUGACAAGUUGUAAUAGUAGGCGGCUGCAUAUAUGAACAAAAAACCACCUAACCCUAAAAAAAUUCUAACAAAAGGUUUCUCAGCUGUUUUUUGUAGUAUUAGGUGUCCUUAAUAACAUACUAAAAGU